CGUAAUUCUAAUCCACCACCCGACCAGAGCAGAUACAAUACAGUGCAUCUCGGCUGGUUUCAUUUUGACGGAAAACUCUUCAAAUACAAAACGUAUUAUCUGUCUUAACGAUUUUUGAGUUGGUAGAAAGAUACGAUGCAUACAUAUGUAACGUAAUUGAUUAGUACCGCUGGAUCCAUUAAUAAUACUUCAUCAAGGAAAGAAAGAGCUGUUUGAAUUGGGUUAGGUUAAGUUAGCAAUUCUUAAAAUUUGUAUUUACUGAAUUCGUAUCGCACAAGUGGAAAAAUGGAGGCAAAUCUACCACCCCCAUCAAAAAUACGGAUUGGAGAGUAUUCCCUUACCGAGGAAGGGCAUGAAUCUGUCGAACCCCACGUACAUUUUUCAUAGCGGGGAAGGGUUGCUGUCAUCUCCGUCUUGUACUGGGUACGUGAAUAAAUUCCUACAUAUUUAGAUAAGUUCUUAUCAUGGAAACUCUAAUUAACCGGGUGACAGAAAAAUUUUUCCCCGGCACUAUGUGACUCUACCGUGGGUAAUAACAUUUACAAAAAUAAUUGACCAACGUUUCAGCAACAAGUUAUAUGUAAGCCGAGCCGGUGACAUUUUUGUUACCAGAGCAUUUAAAAUCAGGACCAGAUAGGAUUUUGCCUCCGUAUUUAUGUUACCUCAAAGUGAUAAUUUCAUAUCACCAAAACGUGUGUUUAUAUUUUUUCAGUUUAUAAUAAUCCUCAUCCCAGCUUCGUUCAUAUUUUCCGCCGCAUACGUCGUAGUUGCAAAAGAUUUCGACAUAAAUGCUGCCACACCUUCUGAUUCUGUUUCUCAAGAUUAUGAUGAAUUCGACACUGUGACUCCAUCAUUCUCCACCGGGGACGAAAUUAACCCAUCAAGAUCUUCAUGGCUGACCCAAUUUGAGCAAGAAUAUUUCGGAUUUUUCUUCAUAUUAUGCGGACCUAAAUCCGGUGCUAGCAGCGACAUGAAACUAUUCCGGUUUACGGCUGGGUAUUUCGCCCUGAUUUACUUAAUCAUGCAGUGUAUCCUGGGCGGGAAACUUAUGCAAGGAGAAAGAGACUUACAUUACUGGAAACUUCAGGCUUGGUGGGAAGGUCAGGUGGGGAUUUUUUUGGUGUCCGUUUAUCUAAAUGUGUGCAUCUUGGGACAACAAGACGACAGCGUAGUGACCCUCGCCUUCUCCCGCCGACUUUCUACCGCCCUCACGGCCCUGACCUUGUUCACAUAUAUUUCCUACUUUGUCAUGAUUUGGACCGUGUAUCAAUUCACGAAGGAGCUCAAGUUGAAGGGGAUAGUGUAUCCGGACCCUGAUAAGGACGGGAAGAAGGAAAAGUUGGAAAAAUCCAAGGACGGGUCCCAGUUUACGAAGGAUUUACAAGCGAUUCUGGACUGGUUGAAGAAUGCCCAGCUCAAUAAUAACGGGUUACAUCCUGCUGUAUUGAGAUGCAAUGUGAUGGCAACAUAUUUGGUGGAAAAAAUGGUUAAAUUUGGGAACAAAAUGGAUGAAUCCCUGCCACAUGAGCAUUAGGUGUGCAUAUGCAUGUGGUCAGGCUCUGCAAUUUAACGCCAUAAGCAAAACGAUAAUGAUGAAACACUUCAUACACCUUGCUGGAUAAUCGUACACAAAAUUUAAUUUUGCAUUAAUUACAUUUACACAAAUCAUCAUUCUUAGAUAAGUCUGUUCUGUAAUUAAAUAUUUUUAAUUCCUGAAAAAUUCAGAUUAGGUUACCUAAUCUGAAAUAAAUUGUAUGCGGGGCAAUACAAAUUUUAGAAUAAAUAUUGGGAAUUCUAAUGGACAUUUUACAAUUGCA
Folsomia candida is the source of this 1817-nucleotide messenger RNA. RefSeq lists its product as uncharacterized. NCBI's taxonomy places the organism in Eukaryota, Metazoa, Arthropoda, Collembola, Entomobryomorpha, Isotomidae. The record is from RefSeq and is a predicted model, not a curated record. The transcript has 3 exons. The coding region runs from base 656 to 1534 and encodes 292 amino acids.